CGAAUUGGCAACAUUUGGUGGCAGUCAAACAUGUUUCGCUUUGAUCUUUAAUAUUAUGCACUAUAUAGAAUUCUACGAACUCUCUACAAUUAGUUCAUUGAAACGCAAAAUAUGAUGAUGGUUACCAAAAUAUCCUCUCUACUUCAGUUUUUCACUCUUUUAUAUCUCUUUACAGUUACUUUUGCUUCCACUGAGGAAACAACUGCCCUCUUUAAAUGGAAAGCGACUUUCAAGAACAAAAAUAAUUCCUUAUUGGCAUCAUGGACACCAAGUUCUGAUGCAUGCAGUGACUGGUAUGGAGUUAUAUGCAUUAAUGGUAGGGUAAACACGUUGAAUAUUACAAAUGCUAGUAUCAUUGGUACACUCUAUGCUUUUCCGUUUUCAUCCCUCCCUUUUCUCGAGUAUCUUAAUCUUAGCAGGAACAAUUUAUUUGGCACCAUCCCACCUGAGAUUGGUUAUCUAACUAAUCUUGUCUAUCUUGACUUGCAUAUCAAUCACAUUUCAGGCUCAAUCCCACCACAAAUCGGCUCACUAGUCAAACUUCAGAUCAUCCGCUUAUUUGACAAUCAUUUAACCGGUCCUAUUCCAGAAACAAUAGGUUACCUAAGGUCUCUUACUAAGCUAUCUUUGGGUAUUAACUCUCUUACUGGUUCUAUUCCUGCUUCAUUGGGAAACUUGACCAACUUGUCUUUUUUGUUUCUUCAUGUUAAUCACCUUUCUGGAUCCAUUCCUGAAGAAAUAGGUUACCUAAGGUCUCUUGCUCGUCUAGAUUUGAGGAAUAACUUUCUUAUUGGUUCUAUUCCUACUUCCCUUGGCAACUUGAAAAAUUUGCAAGUUCUGCUUCUCAAUGACAACAAUCUAAUUGAGGAAAUUCCUCCAUCUAUUUGCAAUUUGACAUCCCUGGCAAUCCUGUAUUUGUCGAGAAACAACUUGAAAGGAAAAAUUCUGCAAUGCUUAGGUAAUAUCAGUACCCUCCAGUUUGUGAUGAUGUCACAUAAUAAUCUCAGCGGAGAACUCCCUUUGUCUUUUUGCAAUCUAACAUCACUACAAGUUCUAAAUUUGGGUAGAAACAAUCUGAAGGGAGCAAUUCCACAAUGUUUUGGCAACAUGAGUGUUCAUCUUGAGAUUCUUGAUAUGCAGCACAACAAUCUUUCUGGUACUUUUCAAAGCACUUUUAGCAUUGGAAGAGCACUUAGAAGCUUCAAUUUGCAUGGCAAUAAGCUAGAGGGGAAAAUUCCACGAUCCUUGGCAAAUUGCCAACGAUUGGAAGUUCUUGAUUUAGGAGCUAAUCUCCUCAAUGACACAUUCCCGAUGUGGUUGGGGACUCUGCCAGAGCUACAAGUGUUAAGUUUGAGAUCCAACAAAUUGCAUGGACCCAUCAGAGCUUCAAGGUUCAUGAAGAACUUGUUUCCUAAGCUUCGAAUCAUAGACCUCGCUAGCAAUGCAUUUACUGCAGAGUUACCUGCAAAUCUUUUUCAAAAUUUCGAAGCCAUGAAGAGAGCUGAUCAAACUGUGGAGGAUUCAACUAAUAAAGAAGGCGGUUAUUACCAAGACUCCGUAGCUGUCGUAACAAAGGGAUUGGAGCUUGAAGUUGAUUCAAUCUUGUCUUUGUACAUCACUAUUGAUUUUUCAAAUAACAGAUUUGAAGGACGCAUUCCAAGUAUUAUGGGAGAUCUUAUUGCACUUCGCGUGUUGAAUUUAUCUCGUAAUGGAUUGCAAGGUCAUAUACCGCCAUCACUCGGAAAUUUAUCUUCAGUUGAAUCAUUGGACCUAUCAGCUAAUCAUCUCGAAGGGGAGAUACCUAAACAACUUACAUCUCUUACAUUUCUUGAAUUCUUGAAUCUCUCUCACAAUCAGCUCCAAGGAUGCAUCCCAACAGGACGCCAAUUUGAUACAUUCGAGAAGAACUCGUAUGAAGGUAAUGAUAAGUUACGUGGAUUUCCUAGUUUGGAAGGUUGUGGAAACAGCAGGUUUCCCAAGACAAACAACACGAUACAUGAGCUGGAACAAGAAAGUGCUUCUACAUUUCUGAGUGAACUCAACUGGAAAGUGGUUCUUAUGGGAUAUGUGUGUGGACUUAUUGUUGGAUUCUCCAUAACAUAUUUAAUGCUUUCAGCUCGAAAUCCCGAUUGGCUUUCUAGGAUUGCUGAAGAACUAGAAUACAGAAUCCUUAUGAGAGGGCGGAAGAAGCAGCGAGGAGUGAGAUUUGUGAAGCAUCCAAGGAUAAUGGGAGUUCACUUGCAAGAAGAAAUAAUUAUAGACAUCCUCAUCAAGUUACCUGUGCGGUCUCUUCUUCGAUUCAAAUGUGUCUCAAUGCUUUGGAUGACAUUGAUAUCGGAUCCUUACUUUACGAUGAAACAUUUCAAUUAUGGGAAGAAUAACCAACAUUCCCCCAAAAUUCUUGUUCUUAAUGGUGAGUUUCGCUCUCAUUGUUCUUCUUUAUCAACAGCUUUGUUAUCAUCGGUUCAAUUGGUUGAAGAUGUACAAAAACUUGAUUGGCCUUGUAAUCGUAGACCAUUGAGUUUCAGAAUGUAUUGUUGUUAUGAUGGCUUGGCUCUUAUCAAGGUUCGUGAUUAUCCUUGUUAUGAACGCCACAUACUUUUACUAUGGAACCCCUCUACGAGAGAAUCAGUAGUACUUCCUCGUACAGAAUUUUCAGUGAUAAGUGAUUAUGAUUGUGGAUUGGGAUAUGACUCAGUUAGUGGUGACUAUAAGAUUCUUAAGAUUGAUCAAAGAGCUCGUUCUGAAAUUCUCACACUAAAAAGUGGUUCGUGGAGAAAAAUUGAUAAACGUCCUAUUGGUGUUCACCCCGUGUUGUCUGAUAUGGAGGAUUCUUUAGCAUUUGUACAUGGAGCAUUUCAUUGGCUUGAUUCAUCACUAAAUAAUUCUUUGGUUUCAUUUAGUAUUUCAAAUGAGGUGUACAGAGAGAUACCGUGGCAAGAGGGAAUGUCCUUGGUUUUCCAUAGGCAUUACAUAAAAUAUGGCCUUUCUGUAUUGGAAGGAUUACUUUGUGUUUAUUCUACUCAUAUUUAUCGUGGGAUCUACACAUUCAAGUUAUCAGUAAUGAAAGACUACGGAAUCAAGGAAUCUUGGAUUCUACUGUUUGCUAUAAAAGGUACUGAUCUUCAUUCAAUCAUACCAAAAUACAAGUUUUCAGACGGUGAAGUGUUACUCCGUUGCAGACACGUGGAACGUAAAGGUGUUGUAUUGAAGACAUCCAAAGAAUCAUCUGGCUUAUGGCCUCAAUCUGAUUCAGAAUGUAUGCAGAACGGAUUCGUUUUUACAGAAAGCUUGAUCUCUCCAAAGUUAUUACUUACUUAG
Messenger RNA from Solanum stenotomum, 3321 nucleotides. RefSeq names its product receptor-like protein Cf-9 homolog. The record is from RefSeq and is a predicted model, not a curated record. Gene Ontology annotation, molecular function: protein binding. Lineage: Eukaryota; Viridiplantae; Streptophyta; Magnoliopsida; Solanales; Solanaceae. The transcript is spliced from 2 exons. The coding region runs from base 112 to 3321 and encodes 1069 amino acids.